Molecule: messenger RNA, 1809 nt
Organism: Phlebotomus argentipes
Lineage: Eukaryota; Metazoa; Arthropoda; Insecta; Diptera; Psychodidae
Gene: msl-2
Product: E3 ubiquitin-protein ligase MSL2
Exons: 2
Coding region: 323-1792 (489 amino acids)
Cellular component (GO): MSL complex
Molecular function (GO): ubiquitin protein ligase activity
Source: RefSeq, a predicted model, not a curated record
UCUGGCAAUCCCACUGUUUUUCAUCACAACAUUCAGCUGUUGAGGGUGUUUUGGGCAAUUUUCCGGGCUUUUUCACGCAUUUUCACAGAAUAAAAGUGCAUUUCUGAUCCCCAUGUGAUGCAUUCCACAGAUAAACAGUGAAUAGACACGCACAAAAGUGUGAAAAAUGUUCCCAAGUGAGUGUGUUUGUUUAGGCCGUUUAGGCUAAAGACCCGGACAAUUGUCAGUUUGUGGAGCUCUUCUGGAGGCUCCGCGCGCCGGCUUCCGGCCUCAGUGUGAGGCUUUCCCAACAGCGUGAGACGCCCAUGUGGUGGUGGUCAUUAUGAAUCCGACGAGUCUCUAUGUGUCAGUGUCGCGACUUGUCUUCCAGACGGACAGCCUGGAGCAGAACUGGACAGAUCUGUUUCGGCUCAUUCCGUACUUGCGGCAGUCGCUGUCCUGCUGCGUGUGUGGCAACCUCCUGAUGGAGCCCUACUCGCCUGACUCCCCGUGUCAGCACCACGAGUGCAAGACGUGCAUCGGCGGCAGGAAGAAUCUCAAGCCCUCCUGCUCGUGGUGCCGCGAGUACCAGAAGUACGAGGAGAACGUGCAGCUGCGCAUCCUGCUGCAGUGCUACAAGAGCCUGUGUGAGCACAUCAAGUCCUCGGGCAUCUACCAAGUGAUGAUGAAGCAGGUGCAGUCGAGCGUGAAGAUGAACGGCACUGGCGCCGGGGCGAGUCUGGUGGACAUCAUUGACGAGGGCGUGAUGUUCAAGGAUAACUUCAAGAGCACAGCCGGACUCUCCAAGUCCGCCUACUCGAUCCUUCCCUGUCUCUACACCUCCAUUCCCGUGUCGUCGAGCGCGCGGGAGCCCGCGAAGGUCGCUGAGCGCGUCAGCGUGGGGCCCUCGACGGUCACUACGGCGCUAUCGGUGCCUCGCCCACAGCCCAUCGCGCCCCCAAUGCAGCCCGCCAUCAAGACGGUGUCCAACGGCUCGGCCAUGUACUCCGUCCUCUACGCUGGCAACGGCAACAAGAUCACCAUCAAGCGCAAGACGGCGGAACCCACUCCGGCGCCGCCUCCACAGCCGCCCGAUCCGCAGAUCCCCGCCAAGGCCACCCUGCCGUGCUUCAAGAAACCCUUCCAGGCCACUACUAAGGCCGCCGCCGCCGCAGCCAAGGCGGCCGCCAAGCGGAAGGGCUGCCGCUGCGGCAACGCCACCGCCACACCUGGCAAGCUGACAUGCUGCGGGCAGCGCUGUCCGUGCUACGUGGAGUCCAAGGCGUGUCUGGACUGCAAGUGCCGCGGCUGUAGGAAUCCCCACCGGCCGGACGGCUUCAAGGUGCGGCCGCGCAUUCCGGAACUAGAGAAUCUAGAGCUGAGCCUGGAUGCAGCCAGCGCGAUGCCGGACUUUGGUGGCCAAGCGGCGGAACCCUUCCAUCAGAUGGAGCAGGAGUGCUCCAUGGUGGAUCAGCACAUCACACUGGAUCACAGUCCUCCCAGUCCUGUCGUCUUCACGUCCACCAGCCUCCAAGGUAACAUCCAGGUGCUGAACGUGUACUCGGGCAGCUUGUCUCCCGCCUCCACGACCGUUCCGGCGAUCCUCAUGAGCGAGACUCCGGCCACGUCGUCGACGUCCUCUUCCAGCACGUCCUCGUCGUACGCGCUGAAGGACAACUACGGCCUGCUGAACGCCGUGUUCGCGGAGGAGAUCGUGGAUUCGCAGGAUUCGCUGCUCACAGACGACGAUUCACGCGAGCAGGCGUCGGAUGAGGAUGAGUUGGAGCAGAGCGACAUGGAGAUUGAUAUCUAGGCGGCAUAUUAUGGAAA